Messenger RNA from Scomber scombrus (Atlantic mackerel), 2329 nucleotides. RefSeq names its product poly-U binding splicing factor b (gene puf60b). The transcript is spliced from 12 exons. Gene Ontology annotation, cellular component: catalytic step 2 spliceosome; precatalytic spliceosome. Gene Ontology annotation, biological process: mRNA splice site recognition; regulation of alternative mRNA splicing, via spliceosome; alternative mRNA splicing, via spliceosome. The coding region runs from base 178 to 1779 and encodes 533 amino acids. The record is from RefSeq and is a predicted model, not a curated record. Lineage: Eukaryota; Metazoa; Chordata; Actinopteri; Scombriformes; Scombridae. Gene Ontology annotation, molecular function: RNA binding.
CACAGUCUCGCGAUACUUAGUAGCGUGCAGGCCUCUUGAAGAAGGUGUGCUUCAUGGCGGUGACGGAGACUGCGAAUUUGUUGAAUUGUUAAAGAUACUACCCCCCCCCUCUCUCCUGCCUCAGUCUGGUGGACCCAACGAUUAAAAGGGGUUGCAUAGGGCGCUGAAGCUCUGACGAUGGAGAAUGGACAGGGCACAGGCUCCAAGCUCGGCCUGCCGCCUCUUACCCCAGAGCAGCAGGAGGCACUUCAGAGGGCAAAGAAGUAUGCCAUGGAACAAAGCAUUAAGAGUGUGUUGGUGAAGCAGACCAUUGCCCAUCAGCAACAACAGCUCACCAACCUGCAGAUGGCAGCAGUGACAAUGGGCUUUGGAGAUCCUCUCUCACCUUUACAAUCGGUGGCAGCUCAGCGGCAACGCGCUCUCGCCAUCAUGUGUCGGGUGUAUGUUGGUUCCAUAUACUAUGAACUUGGUGAGGACACCAUCAGACAGGCCUUUGCCCCCUUCGGCCCAAUCAAGAGCAUUGAUAUGUCUUGGGAUUCAGUAACAAUGAAACAUAAGGGGUUUGCCUUUGUGGAGUAUGAUGUGCCAGAGGCUGCUCAGCUGGCUCUGGAGCAGAUGAACUCAGUCAUGUUGGGGGGGCGAAACAUUAAGGUUGGGCGGCCAAGUAACAUCGGUCAGGCGCAACCCAUCAUUGACCAGCUGGCAGAGGAGGCGCGCGCUUUUAACCGGAUCUACGUGGCGUCCGUCCACCCCGACCUGUCAGAUGAUGACAUCAAAAGUGUGUUUGAGGCCUUCGGAAGGAUCAAGUCUUGUACGUUAGCCAGGGAUCCCACCACAGGACGACACCGAGGCUUUGGCUUCAUCGAGUAUGAAAAGCCACAGUCAGCCCUGGAUGCUGUGUCUUCUAUGAACCUCUUUGACCUGGGGGGUCAGUACCUUCGGGUGGGCAAAGCAGUGACACCGCCUAUGCCCCUACUGACCCCCACGACCCCCGGUGGUCUGCCGCCUGCAGCAGCUGUGGCCGCAGCGGCAGCCACCGCUAAGAUAACGGCCCAGGCAAGUAUGAAUCCCUUCCAAAGGGAUUUAAUGGCCUUCCAGGAGGCUGUAGCCGGGGCAUCAGUCCUGGGGGCGUUAGCAGCGCCCCAGCUUCUCGGUCAGCAAAUGGGAAUCCCUCAGGCUGUCAUGGCUGCCCAGGCACCGGGGGUCAUCACAGGUGUGUACCAAAACAUGAGUGUGACACCAGUGCGUCCUCCCAUACCAGUACUUCCCCAGGUGGGUCUUGUGAACCCCGUGCUUGCAUCGCCACCAGUCCUGUCCAAUCAAGCUGGAGGCUCUGGCCAAGCAGAGAAGAAAGAAGAGAAAGAGGAGUCGCUUCAGGAUGGAACGGGACAGGAAAUGCUGAGUGACCAAGAGCAUAUGAGCAUUUCGGGCAGCAGCGCCAGACAUAUGGUCAUGCAGAAACUGUUACGAAAAUCAGAGUCCACAGUAAUGGUACUUCGAAAUAUGGUCGGACCAGAGGACAUUGACGACGACCUGGAGGGCGAGGUGACGGAAGAGUGCGGCAAGUUCGGCUCCGUCAACAGAGUCAUCAUCUACCAGGAAAAGCAAGGAGAAGAAGAAGACGCGGAUAUCAUCGUUAAGAUCUUUGUAGAGUUUUCCAUGGCCUCCGAGAUGAACAAAGCAAUCCAGGCCCUGAACGACCGCUGGUUCGGAGGUCGUAAAGUUGUCGCAGAGGUGUAUGACCAAGAUCGUUUCAACAGCAGUGACCUCUCUGCGUAAAAGAGUCUGAAACGGUUCACCAGCACAGCACCCACAUCCUCCAAAUACCUGUUGCCCAAACUCAUUUCAGCCACUGUCACUGCAGCUAGAAAUGUGGGGGGGCUUCGGAAACUUUGUAAUUAUGUUUAUUUUCUUUCCUUUUUUAAAAAAUGGCUGUUGAUAUUAAUGUUAAAAUGCCCCCAUUUUUGGGAUUCAUUAAAAUAUUUGUGUCAGUUUUGCUUUGUGAUCUGUGAAGACUUUUUUUUUUUUUUCUUUCUUUCUCAGUGCAAGUUUCAAAUUUUUGUAAUUUGAUCUUGUAAAAACGUUUAGGUUUCCUGCUUUCCCUCCCUUUUUAUUUUAUUUUGUUUUGUUUUGUUUUUGUUUUUGUUUUUUUCUUUUAUGAAAUUGCCAGGACAUGUAAACACUUUCUUUCUACGAUUAAAGGUUUUUGUUUGUCCACAUAAAGUGUGACCCAAAGUUUUUUUUUAUGAAGGAAGAGUCUGUAAACCUGUUUCAGGAUUUUGACUGUAGACCAUAAUAUUUGAUUGCUGAGUAAAAAUUCUGUAUUUUA